UCCCAGGCAGCGCGAUGAAUGAGGCAAGAGGGCCGGAAGAGCCAUAGAAGUAAAAGCUGGAGGUUUCCAGCGCCCGGUACUCACCUCUGAAAAGGCAAGAGAAGGACGGGAUGGGGGCAGAGGGAUCAGCCGGUACAUGGACGGGGCCUGCGGUGGCCGGCCUGGCUCUACUUCCGUCUCUUUGCAGGGCUCCUCGUUGUGGCCGGGAGGAAGGCAGCGCCUGGGUUGCUGGGAUUGGAAGGAGGAGCUGCCGGUUUGCAGGAAUCGGCUCAAAGUCCCGAGGUUGAGUGGAGCCUCAAAGGGGCAGCUAAGGCUUGGGAGGCAGACAGGACGGGAUACACAGUGGCCCCUGUCCAAAAAGUGGGCGGGUAGCUGGCAGGUAGGGUUUAGGCAGAAAUCCAGGCUGGGCUCAGAUCAGAGGACAGCCUGAAACCUCUAAGGGCUGGGACACAGCCAGGGGCGGCCACCUGCGGAACAGUGCCUGGCUAGUGCCCUCAAAUCGAGAUGGGCUGUCGAGAUCACGGGCCAAUUCCGUAGUGAUGAAAACCCCCAUAGAGCACGUCACCCUCCACUGCAGCAGCCUAGGAGGACGAGUGUCCGCGGAGUAGGGUUCCAGAUUGACGGGAGGGGUGGGGUCGCCGAGGCUUCGGGCUGGAGCGUGUUCCUCCAAGGCUGAGAGAGCCGGUGCAAUGGGGACGUGUCCCGGAGAGUCUGCCGGUGAGAGCUGCUGAGCCUGCUGGCUGGCCGGCCAAAAACUCCCCGGGACAGAUUCAGCUGGAGACGGCGGUCAGAUCGUGAGAUUGUCAGUCAAAAGCAAUCGGCGUUUGCCAGACAGUGGCAAAAAGAGUCAGUCUUGCUGUUGACCAGGGGCAAACAAGCAGCCUUCAGUUAGGGACAUUUGAGUGGACACAGGCAGACAGUCUGUGUCCUGGAAGUGGGCAGUCAGCCGGGCUUUCGGCCAGGGCAGGCGGGUGGUCAGCCUGGCCAAGUGCAGGACAGCUGAAGGUCCCCAGGGGCAUUGUGUGACCAGCAGGCUGGAGGUUGUGUGACUGAGCAGAGAUGACCUUCUAAUGGGUCACACAGUUGGAGAUGGUGUCAGGGGGUCAGCCUGACCAGCAGGGACAGCUGGCAGGAAGGUGAGGGACGCCAGCCAGGCAUGGUGGUAGCUGGCGGCCGGCAGGUAGUUGGUUUGAGCAGCCUGGGGUAUCCAGCGAUCAGUCCUUUGGGCAGUCUGACUGUCAGGACAGUGAGUCAGGGACAGCCACAGGGAGCCAUUUGGACUUCUAUGGGGCCACCCUGGAGGCCUCUGAUGGCCACAUAGAAUCUGCCUGUCAGGAGACCCCCAGAUGGUCAGUCCCCCAAAGACAGCCAGACCCUCAGGGACCCAGCCUGUGAUAGUCCUCCUACCCGAGUGGCCCCAAUGGCAGCCUCCCAGCUAGCAGCGCUGGAAGGAGAGGAGUCCGGGGCUGGGGUGCUGCCCCUGACCGAGGCCAGCCCCGGCUUCCUGUACUCCGAGGGCCAGCGGCUGGCCCUGGAGGCUCUGCUGAGCCAGGGCGCAGAGGCGUUCCAGGCCUGCGUGCAGCGUGAGGGGCUGUGGCCCUUCCUGAGCGGGAAUGAAGUCCAGGGCUUGGCAGCAGCAGCUGAAGAUUGGCCAGUAGCCAAGCCGGAGCCCAGCGGGGCAGCAGAGGGAGCCACUGCCACCGAGGAGGACGUGGGCAGCCUGACCUACUGGCCCGGGCAGUCGGAGCAGCCAGCGCCUGUCCUGCGGCUGGGCUGGCCGGUGGACUCGGCCUGGAAGGGUAUCACCCGGGCACAGCUGUAUACCCAGCCCCCUGCAGAGGGCCACCCGCCCCUCAAGGAGCUGGUGCGCCAGGAGAUCCAGGCUGCCCACAAGCUGGUGGCCGUGGUCAUGGAUGUCUUCACUGACCCAGACCUGCUUUCGGACUUGGUGGCGGCCGCCACGCGCCGCUGGGUACCUGUCUACCUGCUCCUGGACCGCCAGCAGCUGCCCGCCUUCCUGGCACUGGCCCAGCAGCUGGGGCUGAACCCCUGGGCUACAGAGAACCUGGACAUCCGCGUUGUGCGGGGCUGCAGUUUCCAGAGUCGCUGGCGACGGCAGGUGAGCGGUAACGUGCGGGAGAAGUUUGUGCUGCUUGACGGUGACAGGGUCAUCUCAGGAUCCUACAGCUUCACAUGGAGCGACGCACGCCUGCACCGAGGCCUGGUGACCCUGCUGACCGGGGAAAUCGUCGAUGCCUUCAGCCUUGAGUUCCGGACACUGUACGCGGCCUCCUGGCCUCUCCUACCCGCACCCCCUCAGGGCCCCUUGGUCAGCGUCAGGGGGGGCCUGCAGCUGGCCCGCAGCCCGCAUCGCGUGGCCCACCGACGCUCUGUGGCCCCCGCGUCACCUCCACCACCUGAUGGCCCCCUGGCCCAGCGCCUGGCUGCUUGUCACAUCUUCAAGGGAGACAGGAAGGAGUCCGCUGCCCCACCGGGGCCAGCACUCAGUGACAUCCUAAGGAGCAUACAGCGUGGCCGCACCCCCAGUGGCCCCCCGGCCAGGCCCAGCCGCUCCCUAUGGGACCUGAGCCGCCUGUCCCAGCUGUCGGGCUCCAGCGACGACGACAAGCUCCAGAAGUCCUGGGGCUCCAGGGACACCCCAGCCAAGGCCCUGAUGCGGCAGCGGGGCACUGGAGGGGGCCCCUGGGCCGAGGCCGACAGCCGUCCUCCUCCACUGGCCUGGUCCCAGCCCUGGGGUGGUCCCCUGCCCCUCAUCCCUCCGCGCCGCCUCCACUAUCUGUCCCCAGGCCCGAGGAGGUUGGGUGAAGAUGCUGCAUCCAAACUCCCAGAGCCCAGAGGCAUCCGGCAGCCAGACUGGGGCCCCCGCGCAGGACUUGGGGGACAGCCCUGACAGGAGCCCGGGCCACACUCGGCUGCCCACCGAGGAAAGCUGGAUGACAUGUCAGCUCAGAGCCCCGGGCCUCAGCUGGCCUCGCCGUUGGGCCUUGGUAUCUGGGAAAUGGAAGGGACUUUUUUCACUUGUUCUAGAACUUGGGCAAACCCAGUGCCCAACCUGGACCUCAGUGUCACAGUUCAGAAAAUGCCAAACAGGCAGGAAGUGAAGUCUCCACCAGCUGCGGAUCCUAAACAGCCCGCAUGCUGCUGGGGGGUCCGGACUUCUCUGGGGAGGGGCCUGGCCUGGCUGAGUGGCCCCCUUGCUGGAAUCGUUGGGGGCCAAGGUGGGGAAGCCCUGGAACAAAAGGGGACGCUCCCGGCACCCACCAUGCUCAGGAGCUGUGGGUAAACUGAGUCGAGGAUCUGAACAAUGAGGGGCUGGAAAGUUGUGGGGACACAGCUGCCAGGGGUGGGCCAUGGGGAGGGACUGGGUGGGCAGUGGAACUGU
Lemur catta (Ring-tailed lemur) is the source of this 3403-nucleotide messenger RNA. It is a transcript of the gene SACK1E, whose product is annotated as family with sequence similarity 83 member E. The record is from RefSeq and is a predicted model, not a curated record. The transcript is spliced from 5 exons. The coding region runs from base 1421 to 2911 and encodes 496 amino acids. NCBI's taxonomy places the organism in Eukaryota, Metazoa, Chordata, Mammalia, Primates, Lemuridae.